Messenger RNA from Hordeum vulgare subsp. vulgare (domesticated barley), 5959 nucleotides. RefSeq names its product homeobox-DDT domain protein RLT3-like. Gene Ontology annotation, biological process: regulation of transcription by RNA polymerase II. The record is from RefSeq and is a predicted model, not a curated record. NCBI's taxonomy places the organism in Eukaryota, Viridiplantae, Streptophyta, Magnoliopsida, Poales, Poaceae. The coding region runs from base 2110 to 5370 and encodes 1086 amino acids. Gene Ontology annotation, molecular function: DNA-binding transcription factor activity, RNA polymerase II-specific; RNA polymerase II cis-regulatory region sequence-specific DNA binding. Gene Ontology annotation, cellular component: transcription regulator complex; nucleus. The transcript has 18 exons.
CUAAAAUGCAUAUUUCUGUUACUGUACAUGUUGCCAUGUUGUUCAAUUGGGAAUUACUCCAUAUGUUUGGAAUUAACUGACAUGAACGAUCAUCUCAGCUAUAAUAAAAUUCAAAAAUGAGUAGCCCCCUGUGCCAGUUACUUCCAAACAGAGGGACUCUAUUUUUCUAUAGUUAAAAUGCAUUUGUGUUAGUCUGAUGUGUGAACAAAACAGAUGGGGGAAGUGAGUUCUUGCUAUUCUCUUUUUUCCUUUUGUUUCUGUUUGAUAUUUACUCCCUACUCUGAUGCUUGAGUGUUUUUAAUCUCCCCUGUUUUAUUCCUUUGGUGCUACUUGGGCAUUUUUAAGGUCUGUUUUUGUUUGCUUUGAGAAUUAAAAAGAGUUGGUUAGUAUUAGAUUUGAAAGUUAGACAUAGAGCUAUGAGUUAGUGUAAUGGUUUGACAUAUCGUAUUGUCAUAUUCAUCUCUUCUUUAGAAUAAAGAAGAAUUAGUUAGUUUUAGGUUUGAAUGUCAGGCAAAAUUCAAAUGGGGCAAGCGACCUAUUAGCCAAGUUUCUAAUUGUUAUUUGGUGUUGAGAUUCAUAUGGUUGAGACAUAAUUUUAACUAGACGCCUUUAUAUGUAAUCUAUUGCGUGGUUUGCUACAAAAUUAUGUCUCGGCCGUAUGUAUUUACAUUAUUACUGUAAGCUUCUAAAAUAUUAAUUAUGCUAGGACAAUUCAUCUUUAGCUUUAACUAUAAUAUUUCUAAAUGUGCAAGUAAAUACUACUGGGAAUAUGACUACAAAAAAAAUCAUGACAUGCGAGCAAUUCUUGGUUUAAAUCCUGUGAGCUUAAAUAACACGAGAGCUAAACUAUUGUGCUAUGUUCAGAAUUGUUAUGUAGUUUUCAUUUUUUUUACCAAAAGACAAUUGACUUUACUUGGUUCAUUUUUUGUUUGUUCUGUAGUAAUCGAUCAUAUAUUCAUAUAGUUUUGAAGGAUCUGACAUUUCAAGAUGUCUACAAGUAUGCAUUUUUGGGACAAGGGUGGAGGAAAUAUCACCUGGGAUUAGUAGGGUGUAUUUUUACUUUUUUUAAGCAUCAACUGACAACGAGCAAGGCUCCCACUGAUUUUUUAUAUUAUCAGCUACCAGACAUAAGAGUUACACACACGGUUGAGAUUACAUAUCAUCCUGGGGCACUCCUACAAACUCCACGGGCGGUAGAGUGUCAAAGAAAAAAAAUCUACAAAAGAUACCAGGGAGGGCUUAACCCUAUGGACAAGCAGAGAGAUAAACAACAUGUAUAUGAAAACUACAGAUAAGCAACAUGAACGUGGUCAUGCUUGGUUGGAUGCAAUGCAUAAUACAUGAUCCUGCUCAAGUGAAAAUCUGAUCAUACCUAUGUAUAUCUUUAAAAACUGAUGGCAAGCUGUAUGUUACUCUGUGUCGUGUACAAGGAUUUUAUAACGUAUUUCUCGUUGCAACGGGCAAUUGUCCUAGUUAUUUUUAAAAUGAACUCGCUGGUAAGUUUGGUAAAGCAAGCCACCGUGCAACCUCCUUUCAAAAGAUUUCUCAAAAAAAAAAACCUCCUUUCAAAAGAAGAAAAAAUAUUCUCCUUUCCGAAAACGGGGGAGUGCUGAGCGGAGGGCUAUCUCGAGAACCAGACAACCUCCAGAGGCCGACGUGGAAGAAGAGCAGACCGCAGACCGCAGAACAGAACGCAGAUAUUUCCUCCUAACUAAUCCGCUUCUCCAAGGGUUUAAGGGAAAACGGCGGCCCACACGUCGGUAAGGGUUUUGGGCGUCCCUCCCCUCUCCCUCCCGCCGCCUCCAUUCCCCGCGCCCCCACCCGUGAGCCGGAUCACCGCCGCUAAACCCACCCCCGCAGCCACCUCCCGACCCUCCCAGCAGCACAUCUCGCCGCCUCCCCAUCCAUGUCCGCCGCCUAGAACCCCGCGCCCGCCAGCCACCCAGCAGGACACCGCCUCCCCUCGUUGCCCGUGGCGCACACCCGCCGCCGUGCCGUCGGCCCGCCACCGCCUCUCAUGCGCGUCGCCUCCAUCGCCGUUCCCGUGCCUCCUCGUCGGGACCUCGCUGCCCCCGCCCCGUCAGCGGGCUCUGGCAAUUUGGUUUUGAGAUGAUGGCCAAAGGAUUUCUAGCCAAGAGCGAUAAUGCAGGGACAAAGAAAUCUCCCCUGCAAAUCCAGAUGCUGGAGACAUUUUAUUCUGAGGUACAAUAUCCGAAGCCGGAGGGCGUGACAGAGUAUGCGGCAUCUGUUGGUUUGACUCACAACCAGGUCAGAAUAUGGUUCAAAGAGCGGAGGCGGAAAGAGAAGAGACACAUGGAAGCUGCAGCGGUUCAUAUGGAAACACAAGCUAGUGCAAGAUCAAAUUGGCCUAGAUGUAGCAGCAGCAGGUCUUCCAAUUCAAGCCAAUCUCCAAUGCAAGAUACCACAGGACAUCACUCCUACCAGGACCAAAGCAUUUUGAAGAAGAGAAAGAUCAUGGCGCCUGCUGCUCAGAAAUCCAGUUUGCCAUUUGAGGACAAUAAUCCUGUGAGGAAGCAUGGAAAGGGCAAAGGUUUAAUGACAGUGUGGCAUGCAAUGUAUUCCCAAACUGCAGAAAUUCAAGAUUGCUCCAGUUUCAUUGAUGAAAGUGGUUGCUUGAGGUCAUUGAGACCAUUCGAAGAUUGUGGUGGAAAGCUUGCCCAAAAACAAACUUUGCCAUGGAAGAAAGUAAACAAAAAGAGUAGACCUCCACCGAGUAAAAGGAAGGUGCCAUGUGGCAGAGUUACUGAUUUGAAGGAGCAUCCUCCAGUGGAGUGCCAUCUUUCAGUUGAUGAAUCAGAAUCUUCAGAACUACGAACUGAACAGGCUACUUUAGUUGAUGAUGAGGAGCUUGAGCUAAGUGAGUUACAAGCAGGUCCUAAUCCGCUAAGAUGUUCAGCUCAUCUUUCUUCAACUGGGAGACAUGGCUGCCCCCUUUGUAAAGAUUUACUUGCCAGGUUUCCUCCACCAAGUGUCAGGAUGAAACAACCAUUUCCCACAAAACCUUGGGAGUCAUCACCUAAAAUGGUGAAAAAGCUUUUCCAGGUUGUCCGGUUUGUCUACACACAUUUUGGUAGUAUAGAUGUUCAUCCCUUUACGUUUGAUGAGUUUGCACAAGCAUUCCAUGACAAGGACUCCUCGUUGUUGGGGAAAGUACAUGUCAGUCUCCUCAAGCUACUUAUGUUAAACACAGAAAGGGGCAGCGGCAAUGUGUUUGUUCCAAGAUCGUCUAAAGAUAGCAGAUUCUUAAGCUUUCUGAACUUUGUUAGGGAACAAGAAUUCGAUGUGAAUUUUUGGAUGAAAUCCCUGAAUUCUCUUACUUGGGUUGAAAUACUACGCCAGGUUCUGGUUGCUUCAGGUUUUGGUUCAGAUCAUCAUAUGUUGAAUCGGAAUUUCUUUAGCAAGGAGAAAAAUCAAAUGGUUAAAUAUGGGUUAUGUCCUCGUACACUGAAAGGUGAAUUGUUUGCACUAUUGUCUGAGAAAGGAAGCGGUGGGUUAAAGGUUGCUGAACUUGCCAAAUCAUCACAGAUUAUUGGUCUUAAUCUCUCUGGCGCAUCAGAAGUAGAGCAGCUUAUUUUCUCAACUCUCUCUAGUGAUAUCACGUUGUUUGAGAAGAUUGCGCCUUCUGCAUAUCGUCUCCGUGUUGAUCCUCGGAUUAAAGGAAAAGAAGAUCCUAGAUCAGAUACUGAGGAUUCUGGAACUGUUGAUGAUGAUGAGGAUGCUAGCAGCAGUGGUGAUGAAUCUGAUGGUUCACAAGAGAGUUAUCCUGAGCAUGAAAGUAGAAUUGUCAGGUGGAGACAGAAAAGCAUACAUAAAAAUGUGAAUAAAUGCAGUGAAAUUGAUGAAAGUUAUUCCGGAGAACGAUGGCUUCUAGGGUUGAUGGAAGGCGAGUACUCAGACCUAAGCAUCGAUGAGAAGCUGGAUUGCUUGGUUGCUUUGAUAGAUGUUGUUUCUGGUGCGGGUUCUGUUCCAAGGCUUGAGGAACCACAAAGUGUCCUGUCUAACAUACAGAGAGCACAGUCGCACGCCUCAGGCGGAAAGAUAAAGAAGUGUACAAGAGCCAUUUAUCAAUCUAGUGAUGAGUACUUUAAUAGACCAGGAAGCCCGCACAGUUUUGAUUCUUCUAUGCAAGGACAGUCAGGAAGCCUGAGGAGUCAGGAUUACAUUGGUGACUCUGGAGCUAACGAAUCAUCCACAGGAUUUGCACAUCAGCCACAAAUUGUUCUCUUAGGAUCAGAUCGCAGAUAUAACAAUUACUGGCUCUUCCUUGGCCCUUGUAGAGCAGAUGAUCCAGGGCAUCACAGGGUCUACUUUGAGUCCUCAGAAGAUGGUCGCUGGGAAGUGAUAGAUUCACCACAGGAUUUACUCUCGCUGUUGUCUGUCCUAGACAUCAGGGGCAUGAGGGAAGCUCAUCUUCUUGCAUCAAUGAGAAAGAGGCAAUCAUGUCUUUUUGAAGGCAUGAAAAAACACUUGGAAGAUGGGUGUGUAGUUGCGCUCACAGCAUCAUCUGAUUCUUCUCGUUCCGAGACAAGCAGUGGAAACAGAUAUUCACCCAAGCCAAGUAGUGAAGAUGGAGCUUCACCCCUAUCAGACAUUGACAGUGCUUCUAUUCCAACAUAUCUAGCUGGUAAUCUUGAAAAUGCAUCAUCUGCAAUAGGAAUUGAAGUUGGGAGGAGAAGUGAUGAGAAGAUGUUGAAGUGGGAAAGGUUACAAGCGUUACAUAAAUGGAUCUGGACUUCUUUCUAUUCUUCCCUUACUGCUGUUAAGGGUGGCAAGAGAUCAUUCAAGGAAUCACUCGUUCAUUGUGGAAGUUGUCAUGAUCUGUAUUGGAGAGAUGAAAAACAUUGCAGAAUAUGCCACUCUAUUUUUGAGGUUGGUUUUGAUCUUGAAGAAAGAUAUGCUAUACAUGUGGCAACAUGCAGGGAGCCUGAGGGUUUGUACGAUGUGCCAAAUCAUAAAGUUCUUCCUUCACAGCUACAGGCACUUAAAGCAGCCAUUCAUGCUAUUGAGGCAUGCAUGCCUACAGCAGCUUUUGCUGGUUUGUGGAUGAAGUCUUCGCACAACCUGUGGGUUAAGCGGCUGCGACGAACAUCAUCAUUACCCGAGCUUUUGCAGGUUCUUGUUGAUUUUGUUGGGGCAAUUGAUGAGGAUUGGUUGUACCAAAGCUCAUCAGCAGUAAGCUUUAGUUCAUAUGUGGACGACAUUACUGUAUACUUCCAAACGAUGCCACAAACGACGUCUGCAGUUGCACUCUGGGUUGUCAAAUUGGAUGCCCUCAUUGCACCUCAUUUGGCUGGCAGAGGAUUAGGCAAAGGGUUCAUACAGACAAGAGCUCAGGCAUGCGUGAGAUAGCUAGGAAGGAACUAGAUGGAUUAUUUUGUAUGGUGCUCCAGCAAAGCACCCAGCUGCCACUACUCUUUUUUGCAUCAGUUUCAAUCUUUGGAUUGAUGUCCGUGCUUUUUCUCGAGGCGAGACGGCCAUGAUGCCCUUGUUUUCUGCCUUGAUCUUGAUGCCUUCACCUUCGUGGUUAUGAUCUUAACUCUGCAGAAGCCACGACAUCUCCUUAGGAUGGGGUGUGUACAACAAUGUAGACACUAAUAAAUUCUUUAUUAAUAAUCAUUGCUCCGGCUUUGUAAUUUCCUUUUUGUAUUUGAAGUGGUCAGGGAGGCGCCUGGCUGGAUAACAUAAUACCUAUUUUCAUGGAAUAGAAGGGCUAUAUAGAUCUGUUUCCUAGUUUGCUGGGUUGGGUAGGUAGGUCUUCUGGUUGUCAUUCCAGGAGAGCAUGUCGGGCAUUGAAGCACACGAUGGAUGUCGUUAUUUUCUCACAUUUAUAGAUGACUUAAAUAGAUAUGGGUGUAUUUACUUAAUGUAACAUAAGUUUGAAACAUUUGAAAAGUUCAAGGAGUUUUAUAUUGAAGUAGAAAAUCACCGUGAUAAGAAA